UAGCCCUGCAACAGUACCAAAGUUGCUUUUUCUGGCUGAAGACAUGUAGUCGCUCCUAUGAAUUGAAUAUGAAUUUACCGACGCGAAGUCAGAGAGAAUGUACAUUUUCAUUUCUGAAAUUAAUGCAGAUGUGUACUUUGGAACGAUAACUUAAAGAAUGUGAUGUACUUUGAUCCUGUUGACGAGUGGGAAUUGUGUUCAAAACGGCCACAACGAAAAUACUUGUGACACUUCUUUAGCUGUCGAUUUGCAAUCGACGUUGAUCCAAUUCUCGGUUACCUUUCGGUCACAGCACGUCAGAGAACUAAGUUGAACGACGUUUGACACGCCAGCAUAUCACAAAGACGCCGAAAAAUGAUUAAUACAGGGAAAUUGGCUGGACGCACCAUCUUUAUUACAGGAGCUUCAAGAGGAAUUGGGAAGAGCAUAGCUUUGAAAGCGGCAAAAGAUGGUGCAAAUAUCGUUAUUGCGGCAAAAACUGCCGAACCACACCCAAAGUUGCCGGGUACCAUUUAUACUGCAGCUACUGAAAUCGAAGAAGCCGGUGGUAAAGCUCUACCUUGCAUUGUGGAUGUACGCGAUGAGAAGCAGGUGAUUAAUGCAGUAGAGAAUGCUGUUGCCAAGUUUGGUGGAAUAGACAUUGUUGUGAACAACGCGAGCGCUAUUUCUUUGACAGGCACUCUUGCAACUGAAAUGAAAAGAUAUGAUCUAAUGAAUAAUAUUAAUGCAAGAGGAACGUUUCUCGUAUCCAAAGUUUGUAUUCCAUAUUUAAAGAAAAGCACAAAUCCACACAUAGUUAAUAUAAGUCCGCCAUUGAAUAUGAAACCAAUAUGGUUUCAAAAUCAUGUUGCAUAUACUAUGGCUAAAUAUGGAAUGUCAAUGUGUGUUCUUGGUAUGGCAGAAGAAUUGAAGCCUGAUGGCAUUGCGGUUAACGCCGUUUGGCCUAAGACAGCUAUAUAUACCGCUGCAAUGGACAUGCUGUUAAGUUCAGAUUCGAGUGAUGUCUCUCGAAAACCUGAAAUUAUGGCAGAUGCUGUUUACGCAUUGGUCUGUAAAGAUAGCAAAUCCAUCACUGGUCAAUUUCUAAUUGAUGAAGAAAUAUUAAAAAAAGAGGGCAUUACUGAUUUGACAAACUAUGCAUGUAAUCCAGCAAACAAAGACAAUUUAAUGCCGGAUUUUUUCGUGGAUGAUAUUCAAUAUGCUCAAAUUCCUAACAAAACUAAUGAAGAAACUGGACAGUUGGCACGUAUAUUUAAUGCCAUAAGUGAAAAUUUGAGUAGCGACUUGGUUAGCAAAACUGGUGCUAUAUAUAAAUUCAAUGUUAAAGGGAAAGAAUCUGGUGUAUACUUUCUUGAUUUAAAAAAUGGCAAUGGCGCUACUGGCAAAGGGGAACCGAGUCAGCCAGCAGAUACAACUCUUACAAUGGAUUCAGAGAAUUUCUUUGCUAUGUUUUCAGGUAAACUAAAACCGACUUCUGCACUUAUGACGGGAAAAUUAAGCAUUAGUGGAAAUAUACAGAAAGCGAUGAAAUUGGAAAAAUUAAUGAGCAGUUUGAAAUCGAAAUUGUGAAUACAGAUUAUUAAAAAAUCUUACAAUAUAUUUUCAUGUAUCAUAUCAUAAUCUUAAAAGACGAUAAAUAUGUAUUUUAUAUGCUCAUUGUUAGAUGUAAUUUUGUUCUUUUUUGUGAAAAAUAAGAAAAGCUCGUAAAUAAUAGUAAAUGACUAUAAAUUAAAAUUUAGUAUAUUAAUAUCGCAUUUUUUAUUGAAUUGAUUGUUUCUAGGAAACAAAAACGUAUAUCUUAAGGAAAUCUUGUUUAAUAUUUGAUAAGAAUAUUUUUUUAUAAAAAACAAUAACAAUUGUGUACGGAAAGACUUCCAAAUGUGUACUUUUGCAAAUUGUAUUCAUACAAAGUUAUACAUAAGUCAUACAUUGUCAAAGCCAAAAAGAUACAUUGUUAAAGCCAAAAAUAUUUUGUACAAUAAAAGAAAUAAAUAUUUUAUACAUGUUUC
Messenger RNA from Monomorium pharaonis (pharaoh ant), 2009 nucleotides. It is a transcript of the gene Hsdl2, whose product is annotated as hydroxysteroid dehydrogenase-like protein 2. Gene Ontology annotation, cellular component: mitochondrion. Lineage: Eukaryota; Metazoa; Arthropoda; Insecta; Hymenoptera; Formicidae. Bases 355 to 1569 code for a protein of 404 amino acids. The record is from RefSeq and is a predicted model, not a curated record. The transcript is spliced from 9 exons.